AUGGUCGAAGACAGAAAACUUCUUAUCGCCAUUGUUGGCACAUCUAUUAUUGCCUACAAUGGAAUUCGAUAUUUACUGAAUUAUUUUCGCUAUCGUUGUUCUCCCCUGACUCCUGUUGGAACUGUUGGAGCUCUGUACGUCUAUCCAGUGAAAUCGUGCAAAGGAAAAAGUGUGUUCUCCGUAUACUGCGAUGAGUUGGGUCCUGUAGCAGGUGAGAUGCGAGAUCGCCAGUUCGUGGUAAUAAACGGUGAAACGGGACGGGUCUAUAAAAACGAGCGAUGCGAUGGUUUGGACUGCGGUGACGAUGCGGCCACAUUUCUUGCUAAUAUAAUUCAAGACCCCGGUAUCAUUCAUGUUUAUGCGGAUACUCUUGUAGGAAAUGAAUUGAGUUUAAUCGACAUGUUGUUGGCUUUCAAUGAUGACGCACCCUUCAUGAUCAAUACGCAAUCAUCCCUCGACGAUCUCAAUGGAAAACUGCACGACAAGGUAACCAUCGAACAAUUUCGACCUGUUAUUGUGGUGAAUAACUGCGAUGCUUUCGACGAGGACAAAUGGUAUAGUGUUCAUAUUGGAGAUGUAGCACUGCAAUGCACGAAGCCAUGCGAACGAUGUGUCAUGACCACAAUUAAUUCUACGACUGGAAUCAAACACCCUUCUAUGGAACCCCUCAAAACGCUCAGGAAGUACCGCCUGGCUCCUGAAGGACCAAUGCGAAAACUAUUCAAAGACUGCCCUAUUUUUGGUGUUGAUGCUGGCGUUAUUACACCAGGUUACAUCCAUGUUGGACAAACUGUUUACGUUCGGUACAAACGUGCCUACCAAAAAGCAAACCUUUUCCACCGAUUGUAA
Molecule: messenger RNA, 849 nt
Organism: Haemonchus placei
Lineage: Eukaryota; Metazoa; Nematoda; Chromadorea; Rhabditida; Trichostrongylidae
Source: the annotation of a GenBank genome assembly